Molecule: messenger RNA, 753 nt
Organism: Asparagus officinalis (garden asparagus)
Lineage: Eukaryota; Viridiplantae; Streptophyta; Magnoliopsida; Asparagales; Asparagaceae
Product: probable polyamine oxidase 5
Exons: 2
Coding region: 1-687 (228 amino acids)
Molecular function (GO): polyamine oxidase activity
Source: RefSeq, a predicted model, not a curated record
AUGGACGGAUUCCCUGAGGAUGCCGUCACCGUCGCGAGGGCGGCGCUCACGACGGCGGCGCGUGACUGGACUCUGGACGCGGUCUUCGCGAUGAACGAGAACACGGAGAGGACCUUCACGUCCGCCGACGAUCUUGACGACCUGAACCUCGCUGCUGAAAGCGAGUACAGAAAUUUCCCCGGCGAGGAGAUCACGAUAGCUAAAGGCUACUCGCGGAUCAUCGAAACUCUCGCCGCCGUGCUCCCAAAAGGGUCAAUCCAUUUGAACUCAAAAGUUCGCCGAAUCGAUUGGUGCGCCGACGACGGGCCGGUCAGGGUACACGUGGACGGAGGAGAUGUGGUCGCUGCGGAUCACGUGAUUGUCACGGUGUCUCUCGGGGUUUUGAAAUCAAGCCUGAGGAAGGAAGCGCUGGAGUUUUCUCCUGCUCUGCCGGAUUUUAAGAAAGAAGUGAUUGGACGGCUGGGAUUUGGCGUCGUGGACAAGCUUUUUAUGGAGAUCGACGGUGACGGUGACGGCGAGUUUCCGUUUCUGCAGCUGGCGUUUGAUGUGACGGAAGAAGGGCGCGUCGCGAAGAUCCCGUGGUGGAUGAGGAAAACGGCGUCGAUUUGCCGUAUCACGGCGGGUCGCACGUGCUGCUCGCGUGGCUGGCUGGGCCGGAGGGCCAUCAGGAAUGGAGGAGCUCAAUGAUGAGGAGAUUAUCAGUGGGGUCCACCUCAACGUUGGAUGGGUUUGAGGCGGUGGGGUGGGGGAGUA